AUGGUUCCAAUGAUCACCGGAACUGUUCUUCCUCGGGGUCCAUAUCUCGGAAGGGAAUUGGCUAUGAAUGAGGGUCAUGCUGAUAGGCAGAGAGAGAACAAGGUGAUCGGGGAGUCUGGGAAGAGACCUCACAUCUACUUUGAGGAUUUCGUUCAGCCAACCGAAAAUCAUCACCAUCUACUUGCCAAGGCGACUAAGGAUCCGAAGGACUUCAUUGUGUUGCUUUAUAAUGAAAUGCUGUUGUACGUAAAGGAUGGAGAGAACUGGGAUGACAUCAUGGAGGAGCUAGAGGGAAGAGGGGUGCAAGAGAUGUCGUUUGUAGAUAUUGCGCUAGACUUCAUAUUGUUAGAUGCUUUUGAAGAUCUGGAGAACCCACCUUCAUCCGUGCUUGCUGUCAUGCAGAAUCGCUGGCUCUCCAACGGUUUUAAGGAGACGGCUCUCUUGACAGCUGUGUGGUCAGUACUGAAAGCUAAGAGACGACGGCUCAAGCAACCAAAUGGGUUCAUAGCUCAUUUUUAUCACAUCUCUGAACACGUGAGUCCUGUGCUGGCAUGGGGUUUCCUAGGACCGAGGAGCCGACUUAAAGAACUUUGUGAACUGUUCAAGGAUCAGGUUCUGGGCUUUAUGCAGGACAUGUUCAGCCUGCGGAAAUGCCAAUACACAACAGUAGAGCAGCUUGCAGACGACAUCAUCGUCCUUGCUAGGCACCACUGUGAACAUGUACUAGAGAAACUGGCAGUGUCGCCACUGACAGACACCAGUCGUGAGAAUAGCAAGUUUCCACACUGAAGUGUAGGAGUCUACCCUCACAGUCACAGACCAAUAAAUAACCCUGUGAAUAAAAACCUAAAAGAUAUUACUAUAAUAAAUAGAGCUUGUGAUUGUACUACUGGUUAUAGGCUGGUACUGUCUGGUGCAUCUCACAGUUUUGCAACUAUUUCAACACAAAAGCUAUGUUGUUGGAAGGAUACUGAUCAUGAGAUGGUUGUGUAUGUGUGAAUCGUUUAUUAUAAGAUGUCUUAGCCUGAGAAUGAUGACGCUGUAAAGGCAAGAUAAUAUAUAAUCACCAGUUCUAUUACUGUUUGUUUCGAUGGGCUAUCAGAAUUAGUUAUAGGAGUUCUUGUAGAAUUUUCUUUUAAUAGUUGUUCACAUUUAUUUUGUAACCGCAGCGAUGGCUCAAUGGUGGAGUGCUCGCCUCGCAUGCGGAAGGUCGUGGGUCAGGGUCGGGGUCGUGGCUCCCAGCCGGGUCAUACCAAAGACUUGAAAAAUGGUACACACUGCUUUUCUGCUUAGCACUCGGCAAAAAGAGAUAGAGUGUGGAAAAACUUCCCGUCACAGGUUGAUGUUAGUAAGGGCAUACAGUCGUAAAAAAAUCUGCUUCAAUAAAAUUGUGCAAUGGAAGAGCUGCCAAAAACUGGACCGAGCCAGAUUUCUGGAGUGGGUUCUACUGAUGUGGAUUUAAACCCUUGAGUCCAGUAUAAAAUAAAGUAACCGAAAAAAUUUUUAGUACAGGGUAAGUAGAACCUGCUCUAAAGUUAGCAUCACGUCUGGUAUGAUUAGAAAUAAUCUAGUAUUAGCA
Molecule: messenger RNA, 1579 nt
Organism: Priapulus caudatus
Lineage: Eukaryota; Metazoa; Priapulida; Priapulimorpha; Priapulimorphida; Priapulidae
Product: protein FAM73B-like
Exons: 8
Coding region: 1-789 (262 amino acids)
Biological process (GO): mitochondrial fusion
Source: RefSeq, a predicted model, not a curated record